UGUCUCUCACAUCAGGGGAGUGAGCUCCAACUUGUUGGAAUACCUGGCAAAGAGCGCUCCCACCCAUCUCCAUCUUACCAAGUGCCAAAUCGACAAAGACAAGCUCUGAUCCUCUCUCCCGCUUCAGGGCAGGAGUCCAGGUCCUACCAACAUGCUCAACGGCGGUGAAUGCGGUGACAACGAGCGAUACCGGUGCAGUGACCUCCUUAUCUUCACCGUUGCUCUUCCACUUCAUCUUCAUACUCAUAGAAUCCUUCCCAACAGGAAUACUGAUCCCCAACUUCGGACAAAGAUCCAUACCAACGGCUUCGACGGCUUCGUAUAAAGCCGCUCCCUCGCCAGGGUGGUUUCCGGCUGCCAUCCAGUUUGCCGACAACCGGACACGCUUUAGGCCGCCUUGGAUGUCUGCCGCUGCCAAGUUGAGGAUAGACUCUGCGACGGCCAUACGUGCAGACGCUGCGGGGGAGAUGAGAGCUAGAGUUGGCUUCUCACCCAUUGCCAUAGCUUCACCCGUGACUGAUUCUUCAGACAGCGAAGUUGCGGUAACUGCGACAUCUGCGACAGGGACCUGCCAAGGGCCGACCAUCUGGUCCCGAGUGACCAACCCAGUAACAGUCCUGUCCCCAAUAGUGAUGAGGAAGCUCUUGGAACCAACACUAGGAAGCUUCAACACCCUAUCCACAGCCUCGACUAAACGGUCCUGCGGCGAUAGAUUCGGGAGGUAGGUCUCCAAGCUAUUAUCGAACUGAGCGUGGCCCAACACCCGGGUUGUAACGUUCUUGUGCAUCUUCGGAGGCUUUCCAAACAGCGUUGACAUGGGAAGGUCAAUGACCUUAGGAUGGUCCCUGCUAUCCCUAUCCUUGAGGACCAGCCUCUGCUCUGCGUCGCUCCCCCCUUCGGCUCUACCAACGACGGAAAACCCACAGCGCUCCCGUUUGGCGAUCGCUACAAAAGUCUCCAAGCCGGACUCCGCCACAGCCAUCACAUACCGCUCCUGAGCCUCGCAACACCAUAUCUGCAGAGGACUCAUCCCCUUGUCGGCAUUCUCAACCUCUCGAAGCUCAAAAGUAGCCCCUAGACCAGCAU
Molecule: messenger RNA, 1086 nt
Organism: Tuber aestivum (summer truffle)
Lineage: Eukaryota; Fungi; Ascomycota; Pezizomycetes; Pezizales; Tuberaceae
Source: the annotation of a GenBank genome assembly